Messenger RNA from Penicillium egyptiacum, 864 nucleotides. The record is from the annotation of a GenBank genome assembly. Lineage: Eukaryota; Fungi; Ascomycota; Eurotiomycetes; Eurotiales; Aspergillaceae.
AUGGAUCAAGCAUCCACCAAUCGAGACCUGUCGCGAUCGCGGGAGCAAGCUGAAGAGCGCACCCGACCGACCACUUUCGUGGAAUUCUUGCGCCAUUCCCACAAUCUGCUCUCCCGACCGUUGAGAGUCGAGACACCAUCUCGCUCGACUACCGGGAAAAUACCCCUUCCGACCGGGAAAUACUGCCCGACACGAUUGGAACACUGGACCGACUGCUCAGCACAACAGUUGGAGCUCUACAAGUCCGUCUAUAGCUACAUUCAGUUGAUACCAGGUGGGGGGGGGGCGCCACAUUUGUUCUCAUCUUUGCACGAGGUAGAAGGAUUAGGUCGACGACUUUGUCGUAAGCCUAUAAGCAGCGAGCAAGAUCUCGAGGCGUAUGAGCGAUUUGCCGUGGAAGAGAAUGUCCACGAUAUAAUUACUGAGUUGUGCAAACUACCCGCUGCUCGCGACGAGUUCGGUCUCGGCGAUGGAAUCCAGUUCAGCAACCAUGCGAAUUCCUUAAACGAGAACGAAGAUAUUGAGGCGGAUGCGAGCCAACCGUCAAGUGUACACCACCCAAGACCUGAUCAGUUCUGCAUCCACCGUGUCGACGACAACACUACCACUCUCCUCACAUCUGUCGAGUAUAAGCCGCCUCACAAGCUCCCUGUCGCUACCCUUCGUAUGGGCCUCCGACCAAUGGACUUAUGGAAGGAUAUGGUCAGAUCAAACAAAAUCCCGACAGACCAGGAAGCGAAGCUGAGGUACAAUGCGGAGCGACUUGUCUGCUCCGCUCUUGUCCAGGAGUAUCAUGUGAUGAUCCAGGAAGGGCUCGAGUACUCCUACGUGACCAACGGGACUGCCCGGGUCCUCCUUCGAUGA